Molecule: messenger RNA, 982 nt
Organism: Mucor mucedo
Lineage: Eukaryota; Fungi; Mucoromycota; Mucoromycetes; Mucorales; Mucoraceae
Product: t-SNARE
Exons: 1
Coding region: 24-959 (311 amino acids)
Biological process (GO): vesicle fusion; intracellular protein transport; exocytosis
Cellular component (GO): SNARE complex; endomembrane system; plasma membrane
Molecular function (GO): SNARE binding; SNAP receptor activity
Source: RefSeq, a predicted model, not a curated record
UUUUUUUUUUUUUUGCUGUUAAGAUGAGCGUUAAUAGAUUGGGUGACCUUCAAAAGGAACAAAGUAAUCUCGGCAACAAUGGAGGAGGAGGAUAUGAGAUGCGACCUCUUUUGUCUUCAUCAGGCGAGAUUGCUUCAGUACAAGGAUUUCUUAACCAAGUGUCGCAUGUGCGUGAAAGUAUCAAACAAAUCAACCAGAACGUGUCUCGUAUCCAAUCGUAUCAAUCCAGCUUACUUCAGACAGCUGAUGCGUCCGAGUUGGAAAGAAACAGAGAGAACAUUGAUAACCUAACAACCGAAACACAGACAAUUAUGACACAUGUAAAGCAAAAGUUAAAGGAGAUAGAACCCACCAGUCGUCAUACGGAUUUAGCUAUGCGAAAGAAUGCCUUUAGUACUGUCACCAAGAACUUUAUGGAUGCUAUUGAGAAUCAUCGUCGAGUAGCUAGUGAAUUCCAAAGAGCAGAGGGACAACAAUUGGAACGACAAAUUAAGAUUGCUAACCCUAAUGCAACACCACAAGAGAUUCAACAGGCUAUUGCUAGUGCUGAACAAGGUAGAGGAGCUGUCUUUGCUCAACAGUUAAUGCAGUCAGUUAGUGGUGAUUAUAGACGUCAAGGUGCUCAAAAUACCCUCGAUGCCGUUCAGGAACGUCAUGAAGAUAUCCGUAAAUUAGCCAAGAGUGUCCAAGAGCUUUCUGUUCUCUUUGAGGAGAUGCAGGAUAUGUUGGAAGCUCAAGGCAAGGUUUUAGAGACGAUUGAGCAAAGUGCAGCUGAAACUACAGAGUAUGUCAAAACUGGUUAUGAAGAUGUUGAAAAGGCUAAAGUCUCUGCUAUUGCUACUCGUCGUAAGAAGUGGAUUUGCUUUGGUAUUUUCAUUAUUAUUUUGGUCAUCAUUGCCAUUAUUCUAGCCAUUUAUAUUCCAAAGAACAACAAUAAUAAUAACAAUGGUACUCAAUAAUCUCUCUCUCUCUCUCUCUCUCU